Messenger RNA from Mustela lutreola (European mink), 3440 nucleotides. It is a transcript of the gene L3MBTL4, whose product is annotated as L3MBTL histone methyl-lysine binding protein 4. Bases 517 to 2232 code for a protein of 571 amino acids. Gene Ontology annotation, cellular component: nucleus. Gene Ontology annotation, biological process: regulation of DNA-templated transcription. The transcript is spliced from 18 exons. The record is from RefSeq and is a predicted model, not a curated record. Gene Ontology annotation, molecular function: zinc ion binding; protein binding. NCBI's taxonomy places the organism in Eukaryota, Metazoa, Chordata, Mammalia, Carnivora, Mustelidae.
GACGAGCGCCCCGGGACACCACUGCGCGAGCUGGGAGGGGCCAGGCAGGAAGUAGCCAAGAUUUGGGGGACUCCUUCCCAGGGAGCAAAUAAGAGAAAGACGCACGUGAAGAGAAAGCCGCCGCCACCUCCCUCCCACGUGAAAGCCCGAGCGGCCGCCCCGCGUCCACUGCGCUCCCGGGGGAGCAGAGCCCGGAGCGAGGCAGGUGCGGCGGGAGCAUGCGCGCGGGGCCGGCAGGGGAGGCUCCCGCGCCCCCACCCGGCGCGUGCACCCUCGCGCCCCUCCCGCCCGGCACCGCGGGGCCAGCGGCGCCGCAGCCUGGGCCGGCCAAGCCUCGCCGCUCCGGCUCGCGCCCCGCCGGUCUGUCGCCGAGUCGGCGUUGCGGGCGGCCCGGCUCUGCUGGGAUUUCUAUGCUAUUCCUUGUAUGACAAAAGCCCUCUCACCAAGAAUACUUUUGCCUUGACACUUGUGGACAGUCAGACCAUAAAAACACUGCUAAGAAGUGCUCAAGUGGCAAUGAAACAGCCCAACAGAAAGAGGAAGCUUAGUAUGGAUUCCAAAGAGCAUUUGAAUCAGGAUGGAUGCUUGGAGCAAGCUGAGGAAGAUAAGAAGCCCAGAGAUGGUGCCACCCCAUUGAGUCACGUCCCUUCAGUGGCUGCACAGGAAGCAUGGUCGUGGGAGCAGUACUUGACAGAACAGAAGGCUAUAGCUGCACCUGUUGAACUGUUUUCCAAGGACCAAUCCUUUCCGGAGCAUGAAAAUGGUUUUCAGGUUGGAAUGAGAUUAGAAGGCAUUGACCCCCGACAUCCAUCUGUAUUCUGUGUGCUUUCUGUAGCUGAGGUGUGUGGUUACCGCCUCAGACUUCACUUUGAUGGUUAUUUAAGCUGCUAUGAUUUUUGGACCAAUGCCGGUUCCCCUGACAUUCAUCCAGUAGGGUGGUGUGAGAAGACCAAACACGAAUUGCACAUCCCUAAGGGUUAUAGAAAAGAUAAAUUUGUUUGGAUGGAUUACUUGAAGGCCUGCAAAUUGCAAAAUGCUCCCAAGAAAUUAUUCAGAAACAGAAGUUCUAAUGGGCCAAUGCCUAAAGAAUUUCAGGUUGGAAUGAAGCUGGAGGCCGUCGACAGGAAGAACCCUUCCUUGGUGUGUGUGGCAACCAUAGCAGAUAUUGUUGAAGAUCGCUUACUAGUGCAUUUUGACAAUUGGGAUGAUAGUUACGAUUACUGGUGUGAUGUAAAUAGCCCUUAUGUUCAGCCAGUUGGUUGGUGUCAGGAGAAUGGAAGAACUCUGAUAGCACCCCAAGGUUAUCCUGAUCCAGAAAAUUUUUCCUGGACAGAGUAUCUGGAAGCUACUCAAACAAAUGCUGUUCCUGCCAAAGUUUUUAAAAUGCGGACACCCCACGGUUUUCUGCCAAGCAUGAGACUUGAAGCGGUGGACAGAAGGAACCCCAGGCUCAUUCGCGUGGCUACAGUCAUCGAUGUGGAUGACCAACGGGUAAAGGUUCAUUUCGAUGGCUGGGACCACAAAUAUGACUACUGGAUGGAUGCAGACAGCCCUGACAUUCACCCAAUUGGAUGGUGUGAUAUAACAGGGCAUCCACUGGAAAUCCCAUAUCGAGCAAAUGAUGUGAAAAUCCUUCCAGGGCAAGCUGUUUGUCCUACACCAGGGUGCCGAGGAAUAGGCCAUAUCCGUGGUCCACGGUAUUCAGGACAUCACAGUGCUUUUGGCUGCCCGUAUUCAGACAUGAACCUGAAAAAGGAGGCAACUCUUCAUGAUCGUCUGAGAGAACAAACACAGGCAAAUUUGGAACCCGACUCUUCACAUUCGAAACCGAAGAACAUCUGUGGCUUGAACUUCAAUGGAAAACAUGAAAUGGUGAACAGUCAGCCCAGACUUGUACAGCAGGCAAAGUGUUUGAAAAUCAAAGGAAAAGAAGAUAUUGACUUGGAUAAUCUCUUCAGAGGAGGGGAUAGUGGAAAGAGCUUGACGAGACAAGAAGAGAUUUGUGUUCUAGUCCCAACCCUACAGACAAGCAGGCACCAAGCUCAGCUCCCAGCCGAACGACUCCUGAUUCCAUCUCAGCCACAAAGAGAGGAGGAAUCUUUUCCGAAGAAAAUGGAAGGCGGUGAAGUUACUUUGGUUUCAUUGUGCAUCUACACUUUGCUCCCUAACCAGAAGCAUUUCUGGGUAAUAUCAUCAGAUCUGAACAUUGCCUUAAAUAAAAUAAAUGACUGAUAUUUUAGAAACUGCUCCAUACAAAUGUUCUAAUCCAUCUUACAGAGCCUCCGUUCUGUAAACAACAUGUGUUUUGGAGCUGUAUAAGGAGCUCUUAAAAAGUGUCAGUGUUUUAAUUCAUAUUUUGACACUUUUGAAAAUAUCUCCACAGAGUAAUUAUGUAUAUGUUCCUGUUAAAACAGAUACACAGUCAAUUUUGUAAUUCACAUAGUAAAAGUAGUAAUGAGGAUCAUCCUUAUAAAAAUAGAAAAUAUCACUAGCAAAAUACAUUUGCAUAAUGUGAAAGAUGAAAUCUCUUCUAACUUAUUCACUGUGUACUUAUUCUUUCCUGCAUCACUUUUAAAAGGUUUAUAAUGCCGACCUUAAAAAUAAAACAACGGGAUGCCUGGGUGGCUCAGUUGGUUAAGCAGCUGCCUUCAGCUCAGGUCAUGAUCCCAGAGUCCUGGGAUCGAGUCCCACAUCGGGCUCCUUGCUUGGCAGGGAGCCUGCUUCUCCCUCUGCCUCUGCCUGCCAUUCUGUCUGCCUGUGCUCGCUCUCUCCCCCUCUCUCUCUCUGAUAAAUAAAUAAAAUAUUUAAAAAUAAAUAAAUAAAUAAAACAACCAGUUAUUUUACCAGCAAAAUGAGUUUACUUAGGUAGGAAUAGCAAGAAUUGUAAUUAGGGACAAGCCAUCUCUGGUAAAAGCAUGGGCAAAUCCAGAGAACAAAAGAGAGGAACAUUGCUUUAUAGAGAAAAAAGAGGAAUUUGCUCUGGACGAAAGUUGUUGCAGAGAAGGGAGAGUUCAGGGUGUGAUUGUGACAUUAAACAAUUAUUUACUAUUUUGCUUUUAUUUUUUGCAAGCCUAUAAAUCUGAGCAUAAAUUCUAAGUUCUUACGCUUAUUAUUGUUCUGGGUAUAGAUAUGAAUAAACUCCUUAAUUCAUCAGAGUACUCUUUUAAAAAGGAAAAUGGGCUAAAAUGUGUUCUCCAUUUCUCCUAUGAGGGGAAAUGCUGUACUUCUGAUAUUUAAAGAUUGUGUGUACGUGUGUACACAUGCAUGUGCAGCUUGUGUUUUUCAUAUCUUGGGUUUGUUUUCAGUUUUUACUUGGAAACAUCUUUAUUUCCUAAAUGAUUUUAUUCACAAUUUGAUUCCUGGCAGAUAUAAAAUUUAAAAACCUACCCAUAAUUUUCAAGAAUACUUCUUAGACAUACGAUUGUCUUUCUUUCACCAUA